Phanerochaete carnosa HHB-10118-sp is the source of this 788-nucleotide messenger RNA. RefSeq lists its product as uncharacterized. The transcript has 5 exons. The record is from RefSeq and is a predicted model, not a curated record. Bases 33 to 689 code for a protein of 218 amino acids. Lineage: Eukaryota; Fungi; Basidiomycota; Agaricomycetes; Polyporales; Phanerochaetaceae.
AUCGAGUCCCAUCGCUCUCGCCUACUACAAGCAUGUCUCACGGAAAGCAGUUCACCUUGUACUCCCACGCGAAGGGUCCCAACGGCUGGAAGGUGGCCAUCGUCCUGGAAGAGCUCGGCUUGACCUACGAGACGACCUUCCUCGACUUCCAGAAGGGCGAGCACAAAGCUGCCGACCACACCCAGCACAACCCGAACGGGCGUAUCCCGACGAUCAUCGACCACAAAAACAACAACUACACCUUGUGGGAGUCGGACGCGAUCCUGCUGUACCUUGUCGAGCGCUACGACCCCGAACACAAGCUCUCCGUUACCAGCCAGGAGGAUAAGUUCCACCAGCUCCAGUGGCUGUUCUUCCAGUCCUCGGGACAAGGCCCGUACUUCGGCCAGGCGGCGUGGUUCACUUUCUACCACAGCGAACAGCUGCCCAGCGCGCAGCAGCGCUACAAGAACGAGAUCAAGCGUGUCCUCGGCGUCCUCAACACUGAGCUGGAGAAGCGGGAGUACCUUGUCGGCGGAAAGUUGACCAUCGCGGACCUUUCUUUCAUCCCGUGGAACAACUUCGUGCUCGGCGGCGGCCUCUACGAGGGUAAACUCGAGCAGGAUCUCCCAGCUGUUGCCAAGUGGCACGCGAAGCUCAUCGAACGGGCAACGGUGAAGAAAAUCUGGGCGCAGAGGGAGGCCUUGUAAAUUGUGUAAUAUUCGAUUGUUGUACUACUAGACAAGUAACUGGAACCUGAGAAUUCGCGAACUGUCCGAAACGACCAUGACACGAUAUGUUUGUUGCCU